Messenger RNA from Glossina fuscipes, 757 nucleotides. Its product is annotated as pre-rRNA-processing protein TSR2 homolog. The transcript is spliced from 3 exons. Lineage: Eukaryota; Metazoa; Arthropoda; Insecta; Diptera; Glossinidae. The record is from RefSeq and is a predicted model, not a curated record. Gene Ontology annotation, cellular component: nucleus. The coding region runs from base 52 to 660 and encodes 202 amino acids. Gene Ontology annotation, biological process: maturation of SSU-rRNA from tricistronic rRNA transcript (SSU-rRNA, 5.8S rRNA, LSU-rRNA).
GCACGUAUUUCUCAUGUGCUUGUUUACAAGUCACUAAAGCAAAACAAAUCAAUGAAAAUGGCUCAUGUAGAGUUUCACGAAAAUUUCCGUCUAAUUGUCGAAAAAAUCUUUAAUAAUUGGCAAAAUCUUCGUUUAGCCGUUGAGCAUGGCAUGGGAGGAAGGAAUGGCCAACAAGUGGCUAUAGAGAUUGUCGACUACAUUUACAAAUAUUGUAUGGGUAAUGAGAAUAUAUCAGAGGGAGAGUUACAACAGGUGCUUGAAGAACUGAUGGACGAAGAAUUCAACACGAUUUGUGAAGAUGGUUCCAUAAUAGAAAUUUGCCGACAUUUGUUAAGGUAUAAACAAAUGAGUUUGCGAGGCCAAUAUGAUGAAAUUGAAAGCGAGCUCACUAAACUGCCUUUAGACAAAGAAUGGUUGAAUCCAAAUGUAAAAAUUACAUAUGCACCAGCUGACGUUGAUUCAUCUUCCGAAGAUGAGGCAACUAACACCGGGGACGAUGACGACACGGAUGACAUGGAAGUCGAUCAGGAGGACAAAACUGACAGUGUUCUUAAUUGCCCAUCUUCUUCCCAACGUAUAACCCAGUCGCAAAUCCGCCAAAAGAAAGAAUUUAUAGAACCCGAUCCGGGUUGGACCACCGUUCGGGGGAAAAAAAAAUAAUGUGUUUAUUAUUUCAGAUCAAAUAUUAGCGUAUUUUUAUGUGAAAUAACGAAUAAGUGUUCAAUUAAAUAAGCAAUUGUUGAUUUCAGUCAAAUCU